This is a messenger RNA of Parastagonospora nodorum SN15, 1644 nucleotides long. RefSeq lists its product as hypothetical. Bases 1 to 1644 code for a protein of 547 amino acids. The transcript is spliced from 3 exons. NCBI's taxonomy places the organism in Eukaryota, Fungi, Ascomycota, Dothideomycetes, Pleosporales, Phaeosphaeriaceae. The record is from RefSeq and is a predicted model, not a curated record.
AUGCAGCGGCGGCCAACCAAACAAGCUUCCUACGAGCUCUGCAAUCACGCGAAAGCCUAUCUUGAGGGCGCGCAAUAUGCAAGCGGUUAUGACUUCUUGUACAGUCUUCUGGCUGCUGGGACCUCCAUCUCUACCCCCGCACAGCCGUACAUCGGCUUCCUCGCACCCCCCACAUAUCUCGCUUUCGCGUCAUCAUUAGUCGUAUAUCCCCGAGCAACAACCAAGACACACUCUAAAGACGCUAAGAAGGGCAGCGAUGCCGCGUUGCGAUAUUUACGAUGUGUUCACUCCACAAUCGAUGGCCCCGCAUAUCCCACCAUAAGGCAGGCCUUCCGGUUCCCAGAAGAGUAUUCUCGAAGGCGCGCUCGCAAUCAUCGCAGUGCCGCCACGAGCCUGUCUCCCAGAGCAGCUGACGAUGUUCAGCAUCUAGCUGGAGAUGCUGCGAAUGCAGAAAGUCUCUGGGCACAGGCUGAAGACUUCUGGCAGCUCAUCGGAUGGGCGUUCAAUUGCUCAAUACUGCACAAGAAACGCUGGGAUCGAUGGAAGCCAUGGCUUGGCAUAAUGUUGGAUUUCCUCGAAGCAGACUGGAAUUUUUGCCAGAGAAGAAGCAAGGAUGAAGUAGAUAGGGAUGUAAUAUUGCAGGAGAGUUUGUUAUGGCACUACAUCAUCGGCCAUACUGCCACCGUCAAUCGCGCGACCAGGCGCCGAAUCGUCAAAGCUGUAUAUGCGAAUGCGUCACCUGAGUCGCUGAAAGAUUUCACCGAGGUCUGGGAGAAAGAAACAGAAGGACCAAAGCGCAGGAAAGAAGAUGAGCAAUUUGGGAAAGUCGACUUCGAGACUGGCGACAUGGGCGGCUAUGACGAGGAUGAAGAGAUGCACGAUGUGGAGGAGGAGCCCACUGAUGACAAAGGUUCUGACGAAGACUGUGACGAAGAAGGACUGCGUGGGGCUAUUGAACAGCUAGGGGGCGCCGAUGCGAUCGGACUGCGACAACGGCUCAUAGCACUUCUCACCGAAGUCGCGCUGAGCUUACCAGACGAAUUCACGACCACAAGCGAUUUCUUUGAUAACGUACUAGAAGACUUCAUUCGUUUGCCGAGCACAACCUUCAAAGUCCUCAUCUCGACCUCCAAGCUAUCAGGCCUGCCGCACGUCGCAUUCUGCGCCAACCUUCUCUUGCCUUUAGUGAGCGGCAAGCUACCUAGCUUUCUCUACUACGAGCCUACUCAGCAACAACUGGAAACAAAUCUUCUCACACUUAAAGGCACAGCACAGAGUUUUGCAAUGAACUUCAAGAUAUCGCUAAUUCUGGAGCAAAUCUUCAUGUACAUGAUGAACCAGGAGACGGUCAAGGCUACGGAUGCCUUACGAGAGGCAAUGGAGCAGGGUAUUGAGGCAAGACAAGGCGUACAUGGUACAGGCAAGGGCAGAAAAGGCAAUGCCAAGGAAGAAUUACAGGCAAGGGCACUACUGGAGGCGUGCUCAGAGCGACUGCUUGGUAUGCUGGAGAUGCUGGAAAUGAAGGAGGGAAAGCCGGCGCAACCUUCCAACGUGACCAGCACAGAUGCGCCGUCCUUCUUGUCGUUCGGAACAGGGUCCCCGUUAUCGGAUGCUCCAAGCACUGAGACCGAUGGAGACGAUUGA